CGUCGAUUAUUGUCAUUGGUCAUUAUUGUACAGGUAGUGAAACCUAAAUGAUAUAUAGAUUCAUUUGUCAUACAUUUAAUAAUCGUAUUAUAUUUAAUAAUAAUAAUAAAAAAUACUUAAGUGAAUUAACAUCAGCGAUUUUAAAAAAAACGAUGGCUACAGUAGAAAAAAAACCGUUUUAUCGUUUACCUGAAAAUAUUCGUCCUCGUCAUUACGAAAUAACCCUAGUUCCAGAUAUUGAUAAGUUUACUUUCCAAGGAAGUCAAUCUGUUGAAAUAGAGGUGAAAGAAACAACUGAUAAAAUAAUAUUGAACUCAUUGGAUAUUGAAAUAAGCAGCGUUACAUUCAAAAAUGACAAAGGAACGAGUCUCAAAGCGGCAAAAAUAGACCUGCUGCCAGAAGAUGAAACUGCUGUUUUAACGUUUCCUGAAAAACUUCCGGUUGGAAAAACUGGUUGUUUGAAUUUUGAUUUUGUCGGACAGAUAAAUGAUAAAAUGAAGGGAUUGUAUCGCAGCAAAUAUCAUGGCGGGAAAAGUAAUGAAUCAGCUGCCGUGACUUAUCUAUGUCCGACUUCAGCACGUAGAGUAUUUCCUUGUUGGGAUGAGCCAAAAAUAAAAUCAACAUUUAGCUUGAAAAUAGUUGUUCCAUUAUCUAAAAGACUAGUCGCAUUAUCUAACAUGCCAGUAGAAAAAGUCGAGAAAAAGGGCGAGCUAGAGAUUUUGAAGUUCGAAAAAACCCCAGUGAUGUCAACGUACCUCGUAGCAGUCGUUAUCGGGGAGUUUGAUUACUUGGAAGACAAAACCGUUGACGGAACUGUCGUAAGAGUUUACACUCCGAAAUCAAAACAAGAACAAGGACGAUUUGCCUUAGAAGUAGCGACCAAAGUACUGCCAUACUACAAUAAAUACUUUGGAAUAUCUUACCCACUACCAAAAAUGGACCUCAUCGCCAUCGCUGAUUUUUCCGCGGGAGCCAUGGAAAAUUGGGGCCUAGUUACUUACAGAGAGACUUGUCUGCUAGUCGACCCCCAGAACACAUCAGCAGCCUCAAAGCAGUGGAUUGCUCUGGUGGUGGGACACGAGUUGGCCCAUCAAUGGUUCGGGAACUUGGUGACCAUGGAAUGGUGGACCCACUUGUGGCUCAACGAAGGCUACGCCUCAUUCGUCGAGUUUCUUUGCGUCGCUCACUUGUUCCCCGAGUACGACAUCUGGACUCAGUUCGUCACCGACACUCACAUCAAAGCCCUAGAGCUUGACGGUCUCAAGAACAGUCACCCGAUUGAAGUACCCGUCGGCCAUCCCACGGAAAUAGACGAAAUUUUCGACGACAUUUCUUACAACAAAGGCGCCAGUGUCAUUCGCAUGCUGCACUCCUACAUCGGCGACGAAGAUUUCCGCAAGGGUAUGAAUCUUUACCUCAAACGUCACAGUUACGCGAACGCAGAGACGGAAGAUCUCUGGGCGGCCUUGGAAGAAAUGAGCAACAAACCAGUCGGCGAUGUCAUGUCGACCUGGACAAAGCAACAAGGAUUUCCUGUUAUAAAAGUUGAGCAACGUCAGCAAGGCAACGACAGAGUACUAGUUUUAUCUCAGGAAAAAUUCCUCGCUGAUGGUUCUGUUGAUAAAGAAGAUUAUCUAUGGAUGAUCCCAUUGAGUGUCAGUACAUCAAAGUCACCGAAUGAUGUUGCGCUUACGACAGUAAUGAGUGAAAAAAAUAAAGAAAUAAUAAUAAAAGAUGUACCGGAAGGAUCAUGGGUUAAAAUAAAUCCCGGUACAAUUGGAUUUUACCGCACGCGUUAUGAUUCCCAAGCGCUUUCUUUACUUAUGCCGGCAAUUAAAGACCGGACAUUACCGCCACUAGAUCGACUCGGACUUUUUGAUGAUCUCUUCGCAAUGGUCCAGGCCGGUCAUACAUCAACUGUUGAUGUACUUAAAUGUAUGCAAGCGUUUCAGUAUGAAGAUAAUUAUACUGUGUGGUGCAGCAUCGUCAGUAGUUUAGGAAAAAUAGGAAUUUUAUUGGGUCAUCUUGAUAUCUACGAUAAUUUCAAAGCCUACGGCCGGUCAUUAUUGAAGGACAUCACCAAGAAAUUAGGGUGGGAGCCUAAAGAAAAUGAAAGUCACCUGGACAAUUUGCUGAGGUCACUCGUCUUGGGUAGAAUGGCUGUGCUUAAAGACACGGAAAUUAUCGAAGAAGCCAAGAGACGAUUCGAUCUUCACGUCACGAAGAAGUCAAUCCUGGCUGCUGAUCUCAGGACUCCCGUUUACCGCGCGGUACUUUCUGUUGGUGACGUCAAUACUUACGAGACGAUGCUCAAGUUGUACGACGAAGCUGAUUUGCAUGAAGAGAAGGACAGAAUACUAAGAGCACUGGGAACAAUUCAGGAUGAAAAGCUGCUGUCAAAAGUUCUUGACUUUUCAAUGAGUGACAAAGUACGUGCUCAGGAUACUGUAUUUGCUAUAAUGUCUGUUGCUAUGAACUCAAAAGGACGUGAUUUAGCUUGGGAGUUUUUCAAAAAUAAUUGGAAGCCGCUGAUGAAUCGCUACGACGGUGGGUUUUUGUUAUCGAGGCUCGUUAAACAUACAACUGAAAAUUUUGUUACCGAAGAACGUGCCAUAGAAAUAGAGGAAUUCUUCAAGAAAAAUCCUACACCUGGUUCGGAGAGAACGGUGCAACAGAGCAUGGAAAAUAUUAGACUUAAUGCUGCUUGGCUGGCUCGAGAUCAAGCUUCUAUUGAAUCGUUUUUCAAAAAUAAUUCGUAUUAAAAAUAAGAAAUUUUUUUUUUUUAUUUAAUUAAUUAAUUAAUUGAAGAUUUCAUGAGCUCAAAGGUUGUUGUUUCAAAUAUUUAUUAAUAUCUUUUGUUGAUAAAUUAAAUGUACAAGUAUUAUAUCAGUAAUUUAUAAUAAUAACUUUUAAUUAUUAAUUUAUAAUUUUUUAAAAAUAUUAAUUGUUAUUGAAGAUAUUAAUAAUUUUUUAGGGGCGUGCGAUUAAUUCGAAUUUACGAAUUAGUCGUGUUAAAUAGAAUCGAAUUUUUCGAGAAUUUAUGAGUAAUUCAAAAAUUUUAUUUUGAGUGAUUUAAAAUUUUUAUAUUUUUUUCGAUAAUUUAAUUUUUUCAGAGGUAACUAGAGCUCAGACGAAUCUACGGAAAUUUUUUUUUACUUUGAAAAAUUCUCUAUUAAGGACAUACUCAGCCCCCCCCCCCCCUUUUAAAAAAUUUGAAAAUUAAUUAGAAAAAAAAUUAAAACCUUAAUAGAAAAAGGGACAAUUUCACCGAGAUAUAGAAUUUUAAAAAAAUAUUUGCAGUUGAUAUCAAUUGGGAAUUAAACGAAAUUUGAAUAAAUUUUGAUUUUACUAAAUUUGAAAAAUUUCGUUCAACUCCCAAUUAAUAUCAACUGCAAGUAAUUUUUUUAAAAUUUAUAUCGCAGCCAAAUUGUUCUUUUUUCAAUUAAUAAUUAAAUUUUUUUUUAAUUAAUUGAUAAAAUUUUGAUGCUAAUGAGAGUUGAAAAUUAUUCAAAAUUCUUAAAAAGUGGGGACACUUUUUGGGUGGCCAUAAAAAUUGAAUAUUUGAAACUGAUCAGAAUUUUCUUGAUUCGAAUCGAGAAAUUUGAAAAGUUAGAAUAAUUUGAAAAUUGAGAAUUAUUCGAUUCGUCCCUAUAAUUUAUUAUUAUAUAGAAACAUCAACGAUUGGACUCAAAAGAAAAAUAAUAAAAAUUUAAACUUUUUUUUUUUCAAAGAAAUAUACUUACGUAACAUUAAAUUUAUUUGCACUUAUUAUAAUUAAAUAAAGUCAGUUUUGAAACUUUUACAUGAAAUUUUUUACAUAAAAAAAAAACGAUUGUAAAUUGUUGUGUAAUAAUUAUUAAUUUUUAUAAAACAUUUACUUAAUUUAAUUCAGUAUUGUUUUAUAUAUAACCAUCUACUAUUAUUAUCAUUAUUAUUAUUUUAUUGUUCGUUGAAACAUUUAUAUUUAUUUUUACCAGUACUUAUAAUUUGAGAAUAAUUAAAGACACCCGAUCCAAAUGAUAAAAAUUUUAUUUAGGAUUUAAUUUUUUUUAAAUAUAUGCUAGCUUUUAUAUAAUUGUAAAAAACAUUAAGGGGGGAAGCUGGCCUGAGAUCCAAAAAAAUAGCAAAUUUUUGUGAUUUUUUUUUUCAGAGUAUUUUCAUUUUUAAAAUUGUCAAAAUUUGUGACAUUAUUUAAUAUCAUUUCAAGAAUAUUCUGCUAAAUUUUUAUAAAAAAAUAUUGAAAAAUAAGCCAGUGGCAGUGGGGAGAGACGAGUCACUAAAAAAAAAUCUUCAUGCCGCGGGCAGGACUCAUGACUGCCUCAUCUAAAAUCAAAAAAACCAAAAAGAUUUCUUUAGUACUUAUUUUUUAAUUAAACAAAAGGAAGAAUUUUAGGUAAAAAUCAGAGUUUUUUGAUCGCGCCUUUACCAAAAAUUCAAAAAUGAAUAUUUUGUUUAUUCCUUCGUUCAAAUCCAACAUAAACUUAUGUACUAAAGAAAUUUUUUUGGUUUUUUGAUUGCAGAUGAGGCAUGAGUUAUCCUGCCCGCGGCAUGGAGAUUUUUUUUAGUGACUCGUCUCUCCCCACUACCACUGGCUUAUUUUUCCAUAUUUUUGUAUGAAAAUUUAACAGAAUAUUCUUGAGAUGAUACUUAAUAAUGUCACAAAUUCUGAGAAUUUUAAUAACGAAGGUCCUCUGAAAAAAAAAUCAAAAAUAUCCUCUUUUUUUGUAUCCCAGACCCUUUUCCCCUUAAAUUUAUCUCUGUGCUUCUUAGGGAACAAUUCAAUACUUCAAUUAAAUGUUUCUUAUAAUUACAAUAAAAACACUAAUUAUCUAAGCCCUAGUAUAUAUAUUUUUUUAACUAAUUACUAAAUAUAUAUAUCUGAAGAUGCUGAUGCCUGAAACCGUAAAAAUAUAUGAUCCUGAAUUUAGCAAACAUUUAAAAAUUUGUGAAUUUUUUUUUUUCAACAAAUCAAUUGCAAAAAAAAAAAACUGAAAAUAUGUACAUGUAGAAAAUUUAAAAAACUACAGGUGCAAUUUUUUCAAAUAUUUUUUUUUUAUAAUUUAUCAUCUAAAAAAAAAAUCGAAAAAUUAUUAGCCGUCUGCUGACUUCAGUAUCAUAAAAAUAUUAACAGUCAAUAAAUUUUGUAUCGAUUUGAAUCGAGUGUCUUUAAUUAUUCUUCCAUAAUAAUUAAUAUUCAACUAUUAAAAUAUAUAUUUCUAAAAAAUAAGACCAUUACUAAACCCCAGUAGAUAUUGAUUGAUACUCGGUCAGAAACCCAAAACGUUUUUGCGCAAACUCGAGCACUCAACUCACCCGGCCCUUAAAUUAAAAAAAAAAAAAAAACUUAAGAAAUAAAGGGACAGGUAAUUAAAAAAAAGUAAUUAAAUACAUAAUUUAUUUUUAUUUAUAUUCGAAUAUUUAUUUUAUUGUCGCACCAUGCGAUUCAUAUUUAUUAUACUUUUUAUAAGCUUUCCUACUCACUCGUCGCUGUUGUGUAUUUACAGCAUUCUUAUUUUUUUUUUUUUACUUUUUUUUUUUCAGUCUUUGUAAAUAUACAUAAAAUAU
Microplitis mediator is the source of this 5565-nucleotide messenger RNA. It is a transcript of the gene Psa, whose product is annotated as puromycin-sensitive aminopeptidase. Gene Ontology annotation, molecular function: peptide binding; zinc ion binding; metalloaminopeptidase activity. The record is from RefSeq and is a predicted model, not a curated record. Bases 48 to 2762 code for a protein of 904 amino acids. The transcript is spliced from 4 exons. Gene Ontology annotation, biological process: proteolysis; peptide catabolic process. NCBI's taxonomy places the organism in Eukaryota, Metazoa, Arthropoda, Insecta, Hymenoptera, Braconidae. Gene Ontology annotation, cellular component: cytoplasm.